Messenger RNA from Mustela erminea (ermine), 5581 nucleotides. It is a transcript of the gene CNTNAP2, whose product is annotated as contactin associated protein 2. The coding region runs from base 102 to 4097 and encodes 1331 amino acids. Lineage: Eukaryota; Metazoa; Chordata; Mammalia; Carnivora; Mustelidae. The transcript is spliced from 24 exons. The record is from RefSeq and is a predicted model, not a curated record.
CUCUCUCCCGCGCCGCGCACAGCCCACCUCCCCGGGAGAAGCCCACGGAGCGCCGCGUCUCCGCCACGAGCUCUCGGAGUCGCGCGACCGGCCGGCCGACGAUGGUGGCGGCCCCGCGAGCCGGCUGCGGGGCAGCGCUGUCGCUCUGGAUGCUCGGCAGCCUCCUCUGCAGAGCCUGGACGGCCCCGGCCGCGUCCCAAAAAUGUGAUGAACCGCUUGUGUCUGGGCUCUCCCACGGAGCUUUCAGCAGCUCAUCGUCCAUGUCUGGGAGCUAUUCUCCGGGCUACGCCAAGAUCAACAAGCGAGGGGGUGCUGGGGGAUGGUCUCCAUCUGACAGUGACCAUUAUCAAUGGCUUCAGGUUGACUUUGGCAAUCGGAAACAGAUCAGUGCUGUUGCAACCCAAGGAAGAUACAGCAGCUCAGACUGGGUGACCCAGUAUCGCAUGCUGUACAGUGACACUGGGAGAAACUGGAAGCCCUAUCACCAGGAUGGGAACAUCUGGGCAUUUCCUGGGAACAUCAACUCUGAUAGUGUGGUUCGUCAUGAUUUACAGCAUCCAGUGAUUGCCCGCUAUGUGCGCAUUGUGCCCCUGGACUGGAAUGGAGAAGGCCGCAUUGGGCUCAGAAUUGAGGUCUAUGGCUGUUCUUACUGGGCCGAUGUUAUCAACUUUGAUGGCCACGUUGUGUUGCCAUAUAGAUUCAGAAACAAGAAGAUGAAGACCCUGAAAGAUGUCAUUGCUUUGACAUUUAAAACCUCUGAAAGUGAAGGGGUGAUCUUGCAUGGGGAAGGACAGCAAGGGGAUUACAUUACCCUGGAACUGAAAAAAGCCAAGCUGGUCUUCAGCUUAAACCUAGGAAGCAACCAGCUCGGCCCCAUCUACGGCCACACGUCCGUGACGACCGGGAGUCUUCUGGAUGAUCACCACUGGCACUCCGUGGUCAUUGAGCGCCAGGGCCGGAGCAUCAACCUCACCCUGGACAGGGGCGUGCAGCACUUCCGCACCAACGGAGAGUUCGACUACCUGGACCUGGACUACGAGAUAACCUUUGGAGGCAUACCUUUCUCUGGGAAGCCAAGUUCCAGCAGUAGAAAGAACUUCAAAGGCUGCAUGGAAAGCAUUAAUUACAAUGGUAUCAACAUAACUGAUCUCGCGAGAAGGAAGAAACUAGAGCCCUCAAAUGUGGGAAAUUUGAGUUUCUCGUGUGUGGAGCCCUACACAGUGCCUGUCUUUUUCAAUGCUACCAGUUACCUGGAAGUGCCAGGACGGCCGAACCAGGACCUGUUUUCAGUCAGUUUCCAGUUCAGGACUUGGAACCCAAAUGGUCUCCUGCUUUUCAGUCAGUUUGCAGAUAAUUUGGGCAAUGUGGAGAUUGACCUCACGGAAAGCAAAGUUGGUGUUCACAUCAAUGUCACGCAGACGAAGAUGAGCCAAAUAGACAUCUCCUCAGGUUCUGGAUUGAAUGACGGACAGUGGCAUGAAGUUCGUCUCCUAGCUAAGGAAAAUUUUGCCAUUCUCACCAUCGAUGGGGACGAGGCUUCAGCUGUUCGAACUAACAGUCCUCUUCAAGUUAAAACUGGCGAGAAGUACUUUUUUGGAGGUUUUCUGAACCAGAUGAAUAACUCCAGUCACUCUGUCCUUCAGCCUUCAUUCCAAGGGUGCAUGCAGCUCAUCCAGGUGGACGACCAACUGGUGAAUUUAUAUGAAGUGGCACAGAGGAGGCCGGGGAGUUUUGCGAACGUCAGCAUCGACAUGUGCGCCAUUAUAGACAGAUGUGUGCCCAAUCACUGUGAGCAUGGCGGGAAGUGUUCGCAAACAUGGCACAGCUUCCAGUGCGCUUGUGAGGAGACGGGAUACAGUGGGGCCACCUGCCACAACUCGAUCUACGAGCCUUCCUGUGAAGCCUACAAACACCUGGGCCAGACGUCCAAUUACUACUGGAUAGAUCCUGAUGGCAGUGGACCCCUGGGGCCUCUGAAAGUCUACUGCAACAUGACAGAGGACAAAGUGUGGACCAUAGUGUCUCACGACUUGCAGAUGCAGACCACGGUGGUGGGCUACAGCCCAGAGAAGUACUCAGUGACACAGCUCGUGUACAGCGCCUCCAUGGACCAGAUCAGCGCCGUCACCAGCAGCGCCGAGCACUGCGAGCAGUACGUCUCCUAUUUCUGCAAGAUGUCGAGGUUGUUGAACACCCCAGAUGGCAGCCCUUACACCUGGUGGGUCGGCAAAGCCAAUGAGAAGCACUACUACUGGGGCGGCUCCGGGCCUGGCAUUCAGAAGUGCGCCUGCGGCAUCGAGCGGAACUGCACAGACCCCAGAUACUACUGUAACUGUGACGCGGAUUACAAGCAGUGGAGGAAGGACGCUGGCUUCUUAUCCUACAAAGACCACCUGCCAGUAAGCCAGGUGGUAGUUGGAGAUACCGACCGGCAAGGCUCAGAAGCCAAACUGAGCGUGGGCCCCCUGCGCUGCCAAGGAGACAGGAAUUACUGGAAUGCUGCUUCCUUCCCAAAUCCAUCUUCCUACCUGCACUUCUCUACUUUCCAAGGGGAAACUAGUGCCGACAUUUCUUUCUACUUCAAAACGUUAAUCCCACGGGGAGUGUUUCUGGAAAAUCUGGGCAACACGGAUUUCAUCAAACUCGAGCUGAAAUCUGCCACCGAAGUAUCCUUUUCGUUUGAUGUUGGAAAUGGGCCGGUGGAGAUUGUGGUGCGGUCGCCCUCCCCUCUAAAUGACGACCAGUGGCACCGGGUCACCGCGGAGAGGAAUGUCAAGCAAGCCAGCUUACAGGUGGAUCGGCUGCCGCAGCAGAUCCGCAAGGCACCCACGGAAGGUCACACGCGCCUGGAGCUCUACAGCCAGCUCUUUGUUGGUGGCGCCGGGGGCCAGCAGGGCUUCCUCGGCUGCAUCCGCUCCCUGAGGAUGAACGGGGUGACGCUGGACCUGGAGGAAAGAGCGAAGGUCACGUCCGGGUUCAAAUCCGGCUGCUCGGGCCACUGCACCAGCUACGGGGCCAACUGUGAGAACGGAGGCAGGUGUCUAGAGAAAUACCACGGCUACUCCUGCGACUGCUCGCACACGGCCUACGAUGGCACAUUUUGCAACAAGGAUGUUGGCGCAUUUUUUGAAGAGGGGAUGUGGCUACGGUAUAACUUCCAGGCAUCGGGGGUCAGCGGCAAAGAAUCGGGCGUCAGGUCAGACAGCUCCCCUGAUCAGCAGAGCACCCCUGCCGACCUGGCACACGAGGGGAUCCGCUUCAGCUUCAGUACCUCCAAGGCGCCCUGCAUUCUCCUCUACGUGAGCUCCUUCACGACAGACUUCUUGGCAGUGCUCAUCAAACCCGCCGGAAGCUUGCAGAUUCGGUACAACCUGGGCGGCACCAGGGAGCCCUACAACAUUGAUGUAGAUCAUAGGAACAUGGCCAACGGACAACCCCACAGCGUUAACAUCACCCGGCACGAGAGGACCAUAUUUCUCAAGCUCGAUCACUAUCCUUCUGUGAGUUACCAUCUGCCGAGCUCGUCUGAUACACUGUUCAAUUCUCCGAAGUCGCUCUUUCUAGGAAAAGUUAUAGAAACAGGGAAGAUCGACCAAGAGAUUCACAAAUACAACACCCCGGGAUUCACUGGGUGCCUCUCCAGGGUCCAGUUCAACCAGAUUGCGCCUCUCAAGGCGGCCUUGAGGCAGACGAACGCCUCCGCCCACGUGCACAUCCAGGGCGAGCUGGUGGAGUCCAACUGCGGAGCCUCCCCGCUGACCCUCUCCCCCAUGUCGUCCGCCACCGACCCCUGGCACCUAGAUCACCUGGAUUCAGCCAGUGCUGAUUUUCCGUAUAAUCCAGGCCAAGGUCAAGCUAUAAGAAAUGGAGUCAACAGAAACUCGGCUAUCAUUGGAGGGGUCAUCGCUGUGGUGAUUUUCACCAUUCUCUGCACCUUGGUCUUCCUCAUUCGCUACAUGUUCCGCCACAAGGGCACCUACCACACCAAUGAAGCAAAGGGAGCAGAGUCCGCAGAGAGCGCCGACGCCGCCAUCAUGAACAACGACCCCAAUUUCACAGAGACCAUUGAUGAGAGCAAAAAGGAAUGGCUCAUCUGAGGGGUGGCUCUUUGGCUAUGGGAGAGGGAAGGGCGAGUUAUUAGGGAGGAGGGAAAGGGACAAAAGCACCCUACUUCAUACUCUUGAGCACAUCCUUCAAAUAUCAGCACAAGUUGGGGGAGGCAAGCAACAGAAAAUUCUGGAGAUGGAUUGCCACAAAAAAAAAAAUACUUUUUAAUAUUUCUUUAUAGCUGAGGUUCCCCUUCUGUAUCAACUCAAAAUAAUACAAAAAAUGCUUUUAGAGUUUAAGAAAUGGUUGAAAUUUGUAGGUAAUACCGUCUUAUUUUGUGUGUGUUUAGAGGUGUUCUAAAAAACCCAUGGUAACAGGGCAAGUUUUCUACAUUUUUAAGAGCCCUUAGAAUGUGGAUAUUUUUUCUUGAGAAAAGCUGAUGCUCAUGGCCUCCAGCAUUCUCUUUCUUUUGCAUAUAGUCGAUUUGUAAUGGGCUAUCGUAGUAACUAGUUCGUGUUCAUACAGUAUUUCUUUUCGUGUCCUGUAAAUUGGAAAAGGAAAGAAAGGGGCAAAGAGAACAUAUUAUCUGCCAGGUUUCAAAGAGUCCUCAAUCUAUGCCAAUUCUCUGAGAGCUCCCGCCUGAAACAGGAAGGAAAGAAGGAAGAGAGCAUGGUCCCUGCUGUGUAACAACAGAACCAACACAACAGAGAGAAGCAUUAAGAACCAGGGAAGUAGUCUUCUGUUGGGAUUGUUGGUGUAUCUUUCAUCAAAUUCUACAAGCCAGUACUGUUCUUGUGUGUAGUCCUAGACCUAUUCACUGUCUGUGACUGUCAGCUAUAAUCCAGUGGUGAUCAGCUGUUACAAAAGAUUUCUCCUCUGCUUUACCUGCAACAUGUUAGGUUAUGUUGUAUGUUUGGGGGGGCAUCUCAAUGGGGAAUUAGAGCCAGAUGUUAAUGAUUUGCUCGCUCUGUUUCUUUUAUAGUUGUAGCAAGAGUAUGGACACUUUCUAGUGAAUGCAUAAAUUAGGUUGCUCUAAUUUGCUUUAAAUCUCUAGUUUUGAAGCCCCUGUGACAAAAUCCUAGCAGACCAGGUCCUCUGAAUGGACAUACCACAAUAAAGCCAAGUUAUGCUUGCUAUCAUUAUUGCUUUACUCGGAAUCAUAUGGAAAACACUGCCAUAUUUUACACCAUCUACUCCAUGAACUGCUGUUCCAUCCUAAAUAGACACACUGCCAUGUUCGGAGAUAUCUUUGACAGAUACAUUUGAACCAGGUUCAUGACAAACCUGGUAACUGAUGCUUGCCUCUCAGAGAAUGGACACAUGUAGAUAGCUACACAUCAGUCUAAUCAGGAAUCCUGACCAACUUUUUCCAACAAAUAACUCCUGGAUUUUAUUUAAAAAUGAUUGACUUUGUAAACAAAUGGGACAAAGCUCCUAUUGGAGCAUCCAAAAAAAAAUAAUUUCAUUUAUUUAUUUGUAAAAACCACACAAAAGUUAUUUCUAGGAUCACUACCAUUUAUGAUCAUUUUAGUUC